AUGCGACAUUUCGAUGCCUGGAUCGUGAGAGAUCCAUAUUCAAUCUGGAAUUACUACACAACCGGCCGUCGAUGGCCAGACACAGUCCGCUCGCUUAUUGCUGAGCGCAAGAUAUGCUCACCAACUCCAGGCACCAACCCUGUUAAUUUCUAUGCCACCUCCAUAGACUCCCAAGAGAGCUGUAGCCUCCUCUCCCGCCUUCCACCCGAAAUCCGACGAAUAAUCUGGGCCUACGUAUUCGGCGCCGACGCAAUCCAUCUCGUCCAAGUCAAGAACAAGAUCCGCCACGUCCGCUGCAAAGACACCGACCCAUCUAUAACACAGCACCGCCACUGUUGCCCACUGACUCCAGCCCGCUGGCGUAUCUACGAUGGCCGUAUCCCAGGCCACUCAGACAGAUUAAUCUACCCCCACACACACGAACACCUGCCCGACAAUCUCAGCAACGGCAACGCCGCCCUCCUCCGUACCUGCUGGACCAUAUACACCGAAAGCGCAGACCUCCUCUACCACAACUCCGUUUUCGACGUUGAUGAUCUCUACACCUUCAUCGCAUUUACGAAAAUUAUCGGCUCGCGACACCGCGCCUCGAUCCGGCGCCUGACCGUACAAUGGAUGCCUGUCUGGCAACCACUAACAGGCCAAGACCACAAGGGCUCCAUAUACGCACACACGCACAGCGACGCACUGUGGAAGUCCUUCUGGGCGUGCGUGGCAUCGCUGCCAGCUCUGCAGGAACUCAAGCUGAGUCUUGAUCUAGGCCGCUUCACUCUGAUUUCGGACUCUGGGGGUGGGGCCGUCGUUGCGGGGCAGCGACUGCCGCUUCUUCUUGCGGAGCCGUGGCUUUUGCCUCUAUUGAAUGUGCGGGGGUUGCACCACUUUGACUUGGCUGUUACGGCGAGGUGUGAUGAGGCUGCAAAGGGCGUCAUUCAGGAUAAAAUGGUUAGAGAUGCCGGUGUUUUGAGGGGUCAAUUACGUGCGGUGAUUUGUUCGCCGAGGGAGGUGCCGCUGGCGGAGGUCCUGGAUUUCAGCUUUGAUCCCUGUACUUCGGAGGCUUUUACCGAGAAUGUUGCUGUGAGAAGAGCGCCUUUGGCUAUUGCGAUGGCUUGA
Messenger RNA from Penicillium taxi, 1110 nucleotides. RefSeq lists its product as uncharacterized. The coding region runs from base 1 to 1110 and encodes 369 amino acids. The transcript has a single exon. Lineage: Eukaryota; Fungi; Ascomycota; Eurotiomycetes; Eurotiales; Aspergillaceae. The record is from RefSeq and is a predicted model, not a curated record.